AUUUCCGUUCUUGCUGAGACUUCUAAUCUGAACUACGUUAGCUUCAACUCCAGCGCCGUAUCCGCUAUUGCUAACAUUCGUUCCCUUUGGACCCUUAUAGACUCGAUUUUUCAGAUUUUGCAUCUAGCAACUUGACCAUAUAGCAACUUCAUAGACUUAUACACAUCUGGAAAAUGUUGUCGAAACACAUUUCCAAGCAACUCAUAAAACCUGUCAGAGUGUCAAGACUCUCUGCAAGGACUUUUUCACUUUCUUCCCGCAAUCUUGAUGCUGUCGUACUUUCAGGAACGAAGUUGGCUAAAACCAUCAGAAAUAAUAUCGCUGAAAAGGUUAUCCACUACAACCAGGCCCACUACGACGAGUUUGCCAAUAUCGACACCAUCGACUUCACGGCACUUAAGUUCCGUCCAAACUUGACCAUUAUCCAAGUUGGUUCCAGACCAGACUCGUCUGCUUAUGUCCGUUCCAAGUUGAAGGCUGCUCAGCUGUCCAAUAUUCAGUCAACACUUGUCAAACUUGAUGAAGACAUUUCCCAAGAAGACUUGUUGGAAGAAAUUGACCGUUUGAACAAGAACCCCAAGGUAAACGGUUUGUUGAUCCAGUUGCCAUUGCCAAAGCACAUCGACGAGACGUUAGUAACAAACUCGGUUGCUACCGAAAAAGAUGUGGAUGGUUUCGAUCGUUACAACGUGGGAGAGCUCUCCAAACGUGGUGGUUCUCCAUUAUUCCUCCCUUGUACACCUAGUGGAAUUAUAGAGCUCAUAAAGACUACUGGUGUCACUUUACGUGGUAAGAAUGCUGUUGUUAUCGGGCGUUCUGAUAUCGUAGGUACACCUGUUGCUGCCUUGUUGAAGAACGAAGACUGUACCGUCACCACUUGUCAUCGUUACACCAAGGACUUGCCUGAAGUAGUGUCUAGAGCAGAUAUUGUUGUGGCUGCUGUCGGCAUUCCUGAAUAUGUCAAAGCCGAAUGGAUCAAAUCUGAUGCCAUUGUCAUUGACGUUGGUAUCAAUUAUAAGGAAGAUUCUACAGCAAAGAACGGCCAGAAGCUCGUAGGAGAUGUCGACUACCAGUCAGUUGCUAAAAAGGCUGGCUUCAUUACCCCUGUCCCCGGUGGAGUUGGCCCCAUGACUGUAGCCAUGUUGUGUUCCAACGUAUUUGAUGCAGCAGUUUUGCAGGCAAAGAAGGCACACGAACACGCCUUUCAACCUUUGCCAUUGCAGUUGAAGACUCCCGUGCCUUCUGAUAUUGCCAUUUCGCGUGCCCAGAAGCCUAAGAAGAUUACCAAAAUUGCUCAAGAAUUGGGUAUUCUUGAAAAGGAACUCGAACCCUAUGGCCACUUCAAAGCCAAAGUGGAUCCCAGAUCGGUUGUAGAAAGAUUAGAUGAACAAGUCGAAGGCUCCACCAAUGAAAAGGGCCACUACGUCUUGGUUGCUGGGAUUACUCCUACUCCAUUAGGUGAGGGUAAGUCCACUACUACCAUGGGGUUGACUCAAGCCUUGGGUGCUCAUUUGGGAUACAACUCGAUUGCCAAUGUGAGACAGCCAUCCAUGGGUCCAACCUUUGGUGUGAAAGGUGGUGCUGCUGGUGGUGGUUACUCUCAGGUUAUUCCUAUGGACGAGUUCAACAUGCACUUAACUGGUGAUAUCCACGCUAUCUCUGCUGCUCAGAACUUGCUUUGUGCUGCUGUAGAUACCAGAAUGUUCCACGAAGCCACAUCAAAGACCAUCAAGGGUUUCUACAAGAGAUUGGUGCCAGCCAAGAAGGGAGAAAGAAAGUUCACUCCUUCUAUGUUGAAGCGCUUACAGAGCCUUGGAAUCACAAAGACGAACCCUGAUGAAUUGACUGAUUCUGAAAUCGAGAAGUUUGCCCAUUUGAACAUAGACCCAGCUUCUAUUACUAUCAAGAGAGUUGUAGACUGCAACGACAGAUUCGUUCGUGAAAUAACUAUCGGUGAAGGCAAGAACGAAGCUAGCAAGUUCCCACCCAGAAAGUCUGGAAUGGAUAUAACUGUAGCUUCUGAGUUGAUGGCCAUUUUAGCAUUGUCGACUUCAUUGAAAGACUUGAGACAAAGAGUCGGUAAAGUCGUUGUUGGAACCCAAAAAGAGACUGGUAUUGCUAUCACUGCUGAAGAUAUUGGCUGUGCUGGUGCUAUCACUGCCUUGCUUAAGGAUGCAAUUAAGCCUAACUUGAUGCAGACUUUGGAAGGAACUCCUGUAUUCGUCCAUGCUGGUCCUUUUGCCAAUAUUUCCAUUGGUGCAUCUUCCGUGAUUGCUGACCAGUUAGCAUUGAAGUUGACUUCGCCCUCCAACCCCAUCAAUAACGGUAACAAAGGAUUUGUCGUUACUGAGGCUGGUUUCGACUUCACAAUGGGUGGAGAGCGUUUCUUCAACAUCAAGUGUAGAGCCUCUGGCUUCAAGCCAGAUACCGUAGUGUUAGUUGCUACAUCAAGAGCCUUGAAAUUGCAUGGAGGAGCUCCAGACGUAAAACCAGGGCAACCUUUGCCUACUGAGUAUGUCACCGAGAACAUCGACUACUUGGUCAAGGGUUGUGCUAACUUGGCAAAACAGAUUUCUAACAUUAAGCAGUACAAUGUUCCUGUUGUUGUAGCCAUCAAUAAGUUUGAAACCGAUACUGAUGCUGAAAUUGCUGUCAUCCAAGAACAAGCUGUCAAGGCUGGUGCCGAGUUCGCCGUUCCUUCUAAUCACUGGGCUGAAGGUGGUGCUGGUGCGCUUGACUUGGCCAAAUCUGUUGUAGAAGCUGUCAAACUUUCGGACAAGAGUGCCAAACAAACUUACCUCUACGACGUUAACUCGACUGUGGAAGAAAAGAUCUUGACCAUUGCUUCCAAAAUGUACGGAGCUUCUGCUAUUGAGUUGUCUCCAUUGGCCAAGCAACAGAUAGCUACUUAUACUCAACAAGGCUACGAUAAAAUGCCUAUUUGUAUUGCCAAGACCCAAUACUCGUUGUCUCAUGACCCAGCCUUGAAGGGUGUUCCUACCGGCUUCACUGUUCCUAUCAGAGAAGUCAGAUGUUCAGCCGGUGCCGGAUACUUGUAUGCUCUUGCUGCUGAGAUCAUGACUAUCCCAGGUUUGCCUACCCACGCUGGUUUCAUGAAUGUCGAAGUCAAUGAUGAUGGCGAGAUCGAAGGUCUCUUCUAACGAAACGUCUUUGAUAGACACCAAAAUUAUGUACAUUACUCUAUGCUUAUAAAGCUAUGCAUUAUAUAUUCUUAAUCGUAUACAAAAAGGAUGAUCUAGCAAGUGUAGAUUUAGCAAAUGCUUGGUUUAACUAGAAGUGAAUGUUCAACUGGCACUGAUGGUAACACUAAGCUUAAACUUCUGCUACUUUCUACUACUUGAAAGUUUCAGGAUCUGUGAUAUCGGAGUCACCAUUAUUGAAAUCAUAGCCUCUGCCGAAGGUCACCUUGUUGUCAAUGAUCUCAAAGAUCACCCUGGCCACAUCUGCUCUGGUAACUGAGCCACUUUCGUCCCCUUCUGAAAGUACUUUGAUCUUACCUUGAGGUGGAUCGUCCUUCAACAAGCUAGGCCUCAAUAUAGUGUAGUCCAACUCGUCCUUGAAUUCAGCUUCAAGGAUUCGAUCUGCAUAAUGUUUGGCAAUGUAGUAGUUUCUGAUCGGAGAUUUCUCGAAGAAUUCUCUUGAAUCCGCAUAGAUGGCACUGACAAUGAUGAAACGUCUCACUUCAGCAAUCACCAGAGCUUCAAAUGUCUUGACUGCACCAUCCAAGUCUACCUGGAGCAAGUUCUUGCCACCAGAACCGGCUGUAAACACCACAGCAUCAUGACCUACAAUAACUUCAACCAAAUCACCUAUAGAAGCCGAAUCCACAGUGAAAAGCUUCGUAGAAAUAUUCGAUGAUUUCUGGGCAAUUUCUUGAAUAUGAUUAGCCUGCUCUUGGUUUCUCACUACCGCAGUGGCCCUGUAAGGCGACGAACUGGAAGCAAUGAGCUUGACCAAUUGUUGACCCACCUUUCCGUGUGCUCCAAAGAUAACGAUACGAGACAUCAGGUACUUAAUAAUUGAGAAAGUAAUAUAGUGUUGUAGAUUUACUUAACAAGAACAGGUUCGAACUAUUAUUGAUGUUUUUGAAUUUGAAGAUUUAUAGUAAUCGUAAAACUGUUAUAAAUCGGCACAGUUCAAUAUAAUGUGUGUGUCUGAAUUUAAUUUAACAACCAAUUCUAGAUUUACUAAGCAAAAUGU
Molecule: messenger RNA, 4221 nt
Organism: Scheffersomyces stipitis CBS 6054
Lineage: Eukaryota; Fungi; Ascomycota; Pichiomycetes; Serinales; Debaryomycetaceae
Gene: MIS12
Product: Mis12p
Exons: 1
Coding region: 174-3161 (995 amino acids)
Biological process (GO): tetrahydrofolate interconversion
Cellular component (GO): cytosol
Molecular function (GO): methylenetetrahydrofolate dehydrogenase (NADP+) activity; formate-tetrahydrofolate ligase activity; ATP binding
Source: RefSeq, a predicted model, not a curated record